AUGGAGUGUCUUGCGGCGGGCAGACACUCGCUUCAAAGGGCGAAAGCCUGUUCUUCACCUAUCUCACAUCGCUUACUGUCUUACUCUUCUCCGCAUCGACAAUAUGCUUUGAUUCCGACUCCUCGGCGCAUGGGCGCCAAUGACCGAGGUGACGCCCAUGAUACGCAUGAAUCCUCGGAGGGAACCGACACCAAAACCAGUACAAAACUCAAGCACACCCAGGCGCAUCCCUUGUCUGGAUACUACAAGCUGGUUUUAAAUGGUCGCUCUCCUUAUGAAGGCCGCGCCGCUUCCGAACGAUUGACCACCAUCAAGCCCGAGGAUAAGUCGCUACCCGCGUCGCCGAGCGAAGCGGAUACACCCCGAGACAGAAUGGCAAUUGUGUUUGGCACACGUCUUGCAGGUCCAGGGCGCCAAUCACGCUACAAUCCUGGAGAGACACCGCCAGAGCAUCUGUGGAGGACCAUCAAUGGAGUGCCCAUACCGCCCCGUCCCGACGAACCCGACAAUUGUUGUAUGAGUGGUUGCGUCCACUGCGUGUGGGAUGACUUUAGAGAUGAGAUGGAGGAUUGGGCUGCACGACUCAGUAAGGCCAAGGCCAAGGGAGGGCCUGAGAAGGGAACAACGGACAUGCACACUGCGCCCCGAGCAGAAGUUGAUUCGGCAAGCCAGAGUAUGGAUGACGAUGGGGGAGGGAGUGCUUCCAAUUGGUCUGCACCGAGUCAAGAUGACGAAUUGUUUUCCAGUAUCCCAGUGGGCAUUCGAGAAUUCAUGAAGACGGAGAAGAAAUUGCGGAUAAAACACCAGAAAGAAGCUUCGACCUGA
Penicillium maclennaniae is the source of this 825-nucleotide messenger RNA. Its product is annotated as oxidoreductase-like domain-containing protein. Lineage: Eukaryota; Fungi; Ascomycota; Eurotiomycetes; Eurotiales; Aspergillaceae. Gene Ontology annotation, cellular component: mitochondrion. The transcript has a single exon. The coding region runs from base 1 to 825 and encodes 274 amino acids. The record is from RefSeq and is a predicted model, not a curated record.